Molecule: messenger RNA, 1036 nt
Organism: Aphanomyces invadans
Lineage: Eukaryota; Oomycota; Saprolegniomycetes; Saprolegniales; Verrucalvaceae
Exons: 1
Coding region: 70-753 (227 amino acids)
Source: RefSeq, a predicted model, not a curated record
GUCGAGCGUUGGAACUUGUUGGAACAUGUUUGGAAUGCCACAAGGUCGGUGGCAUUCUGGAUUGAGGUCAUGAGGCCAAAGCGCAAGGCCACGUUGGGCCCUUCGCCGUCUCCAGAAAGCGCACCAACCAAACGUCGUACGAAAGCAGUUGCACGUCCACCUCCUUCGCAUGCUAUAAAGGGCCCAGCACGAACGAAAUUCACAGCCAAAUCUCCAGCCGCAAGCAAACGUGCCUCGAGCUCAUCUGCCGAAACACCAGCCACCAGCACAGGGCUCGCAAAAAACAAGGCAAAGACGAUGAAAGAUCGCGUAUUGUACGUGCUGGCGAACGCUACGGUUCUCAUGGGUCUCCCGACCCUCAAGAAACACCUCAUGGAGGAGUUUGCCCUGCAGGAAUCGAAAGUGUUCAACACAAACGUCAAGAAGGCACUGGCGGAGUUGAGUGCAUCCCCUCGCGACGACAUUGGAAAGAUUGGUGGGUCUUACCACGCUGGGAUGUCCAGUGUGGCCUACAAAGCAAAGGAAAAAGCGGACGCAGAGUUGGAGGAUGCCCAGAAAUACAUCGACCAGGGGUGCAUCAAGUGCUGUUUCUGUGGAGAGUGGUGCCCUGGCGACUGCGAAUUGGGCGAAGACUCGAUUGCGAGAGGGUCCAAGUACAGAUGCGUCUCAUGCAACAAGAUCUUUUGGAGUUGGAUUUCCGAUGGGUACACAGUUGCGCAUGAAGUCGAGUACAAAAAGUCGUUCAAUUAUUAAGGCAAGUUACACGCGAUUACAUCACCAGUACGGCGGAGUGAGGCCACCAUUCAUGGUCAUGCCGACUGAAUGUCAUGGCUCCGUUGCCUAGACUCGUCAAGUGGCAUGUCACAACUUUAUGUUGAACAUGAUCCCGCGAAAGCAGCUUUUGCGCACGCGCGCGACGUCGUCCAGGCGCAUCUCUUUUGGCAUCCUCUGUACAUCACAGAUACGCCUGGGCCGCCCCAUACCGCAGCACAUUCCAGAGCACCUCGUCUCGCGCUAGCUACCACCGCCCUUUGAG